GUUAGCAAGCGCACUUGCCGGAAAUUACGUCAAAUAUCUACCCUUUUCCGCCAUACCUUAUUCCGGCGAGACAAGUUUAUCAUCCAUCAUGCCUAUCGAAGCAGUGGAGAAGCCUUUAGAUGAGGAGACAAAGGCUGAAGAACUUUCUGGUUCUGAUGAUUCAGAUGGUGACGAUGAUUCUCCACCAGAAUUAGAAGAACAAGAUGCCGCUGCUAUGGCCAGACAGAGUCAGAUGGCCCAGGCUGCUGGUCUCCCAGAAGAAUUAGUUAGCCGACAGAAACAAAGUCGAAGUGAAAAAAAAGCCAGAAAGGCAAUGGCUAAAUUAGGUCUAAAGCCUGUUUCUGGAGUUACACGAGUCACGAUAAGAAAAUCUAAAAAUAUAUUAUUUGUUAUAAAUAGACCCGAUGUUUUUAAAAGUCCUGCUUCAGAUACAUACAUAGUAUUUGGUGAAGCAAAGAUUGAAGAUUUGAAUCAAGCAGCCCAAAUAUCUGCAGCUGAAAAAUUCAAAUCAACAGACAGUGCAGGUGGAUUAGACACUGGAACUGUUUCACAACCUAUACAAGAAGAAUCUGAAGAUGACGAAGAGGUUGAUGACACUGGUGUUGAAGCAAAAGAUAUUGAACUCGUUAUGUCUCAAGCCAAUGUUUCUAGAUCAAAAGCUAUUAAAGCCCUUAAAAAUAAUAGCAAUGAUAUUGUUAAUGCCAUUAUGGAAUUAACAAUGUAACAUUGGUUUGUGAAAUUUCUACUGCCUGUUCUGUCCUGUUUGUUUUAUGUAAAUUAUUAGCCUGUGUAUAUUAACCCUCAUCUUGUGGGUGAAUUAAAAAAAACUUUUGAUAUAAAA
Messenger RNA from Patella vulgata (common limpet), 841 nucleotides. RefSeq names its product nascent polypeptide-associated complex subunit alpha. Gene Ontology annotation, cellular component: nascent polypeptide-associated complex; cytoplasm. The coding region runs from base 89 to 724 and encodes 211 amino acids. The transcript has 7 exons. NCBI's taxonomy places the organism in Eukaryota, Metazoa, Mollusca, Gastropoda, Patellidae. Gene Ontology annotation, biological process: protein targeting to membrane. The record is from RefSeq and is a predicted model, not a curated record.